AUGCUUGCAGGUCUCCUUUUCUUGGUAUGCCAUCCCAUUGGCAUGACAGCCUAUCGUCAGCAGUUGCCGAGUGUGGUUGUGCUUCCAGAGACCGAGACACCCGCAGCAGCCCGAUUGAUCAGCGGAUUGGCUUCCCAACGUAGAGCAGCUUCAGAAGGAGCCUCAGGCCGGAUUCGGACUGUCCAUGAUCGGAUGUGCUGA
This is a messenger RNA of Symbiodinium sp. CCMP2592, 201 nucleotides long. Lineage: Eukaryota; Dinophyceae; Suessiales; Symbiodiniaceae. The record is from the annotation of a GenBank genome assembly.